AUAUGAAUCAUUUUACCUGUUUACACGGAUUCAACUGUAACGUUUUAUUGUACAAAUAGUUAAUGAUAGUUAGAAAAAGUUAUAUUUAGUCCAAUCUGAUGAGUUUGGAUUAAAUUAUUACAAGAAAUAUAUUAUUUUUGACAGUAAAUAAAUCCAAAUUGUAACCGUAUAUAUUGCUGCAUCUAGACAUCACUUCACCAUUUACGACGUGUAGCCAGAGCUAUCGCGCAUAAUCUGUAAAGAGAAAAGAAACAGUCAAUACACACUAUUGCUCAGACUUCUUGCGCCUGCUUAGAAAGCUCUAAAAGCCAACCGAUCAACCGUGUGCGCUUACCGUUUAAACUAUCUUAAGAGUGAUAAAUCCGCGGUAGAUAAAGUUCCAGCAAAGUCCGGAAAGACGGACGCAUAGUGCGUAAUGUGGACCAGAUCGUUUCAUGUGUGGUUUGCAUCGAUGACAACGUUAUUGCUCACGACCGAGAUCGCAACAACAAAUGCGCUGCUAAAACGAUGCUAUCAAUGUCGAUCGCGAAGCGAACUCGGAAGUUGCAAAGAUCCAUUUCUGCUAAAUGCCACUCAAGUUGAAAGUGAACGUGGCGUGUCAGCUGUACCGUGCGCAUCUGGUUGGUGUGGUAAAGUGAUCGAGGGAAUGGGAUCGUUCCGUGAGGAUGAUUACGAUAUGGCUACUCAACGUAUGUGCGUUCAGCGUGGACCCUCGGAUUCGGAGGAUCGCUGCGCAUACACCGUCUACAACCACAAGAAGGUGUACAUGUGCUUCUGUCAGGGAGAUCUCUGCAACACUGCCAACAUAUCCAGAUACUCAUACCAGUGGAUCGGUCUGUGCAGUAGCACGGUGCUACUAUCGCUCCUGUUUUUGACGUUCCAAUUAUCCUAGAUUUCAUAGACCGACUAACAAAUGUGUUAAAUAAUGCCCAUUAGAUUUGGUCUAGCACAAGGCAUUCCUCCAGGAAAUUCCGUCCAACUGUUCAUACAGACAAUAAUACUCUUAUACUAUACUUUUUUUAUAUAAAAAUAGAAUUAUUUGAAAUCACGUGUAA
Anopheles funestus (African malaria mosquito) is the source of this 1055-nucleotide messenger RNA. RefSeq lists its product as uncharacterized. Gene Ontology annotation, biological process: regulation of synaptic transmission, cholinergic; positive regulation of voltage-gated potassium channel activity; sleep. The coding region runs from base 416 to 892 and encodes 158 amino acids. The transcript has 3 exons. The record is from RefSeq and is a predicted model, not a curated record. Lineage: Eukaryota; Metazoa; Arthropoda; Insecta; Diptera; Culicidae.